UCCUUUUCUCAAAUCCAACCAACACAAAAAUCCUCCAGCUCUAUCAGUCCCGUGAAUACAUACAAACGACAACCAGUUCGUUCAAUCCCUAAGACCAAUGUCGAUCCCUCCAUCUUCAUCAACUUCACAGCAAUUCACAUACGCAGCAUCCGCAACAUCUGCAACAGCGACAGCAACAGCAGCAAACGGCACGUAUUUCCCUACCCCCUUUCACCUACAGCAAUCGGACCCUUACCCAAAACCAUAUGUCACCCCACCUCCUACCGUUAUGGCGCCCGUUUACCCGCCUGCCCCGAUUGGACCCGUUUACUCUCUCCCCCAGUACCAGCAGGCGCAACAAUUAUUUCAAAGGGAUGCACAAACGAUUACACCUGAAGCACUUGAGGGUGUAAAAGCAGCCCUUGCGAGUAGUGAGAUUGAACAUAAAGCAGAAACUAAAAAGAAAGCAGUUCCUCGUAAAGCUGCUGGCCUGACAUGGGAGGAUCCAACUCUUGCAGAAUGGCCUGAAAAUGACUACCGCGUAUUUUGUGGUGAUCUCGGUAAUGAGGUGAAUGAUGAUGUUCUUUCAAAAGCAUUUUCGAGGUUUCCUUCUUUUAACUUGGCCAGAGUUGUCAGGGAUAAGCGGAGUGGCAAGACCAAGGGCUAUGGAUUUGUUAGCUUUGCCAACCCUACUGACCUAGCUGCUGCACUUAAGGAGAUGAAUGGUAAAUAUGUUGGAAACCGGCCCAUCAAAUUACGGAAGAGCAACUGGAAGGAGAGGACAGAUUAUGGAGCACUAGAUAGACACAAGAACCACAAUCAUAAGAAACCGAAGCUUUCGAAGAAGAGCAUAUUGCACAAGUAAGUGUGAUGACAUCUUGUGACGCGGGAAGCAACAUGCCACCUUAGUUGGGUGUGUUGGUGAUACCUUUCUACCCCUUUAUAUUGAUGUUAAACUAAGCAGGUGUAAAAUUACGUGAUACAUCUUAUUAUUCUAAACAGCUCAUUUGCACAAUGGAAACAUAUGUAGCUCUCAAGCGAUUUGAGUUGUUCAUCCGCACAAAGAUGUUUAGAUGCA
This is a messenger RNA of Populus nigra (black poplar), 1057 nucleotides long. RefSeq lists its product as uncharacterized. Gene Ontology annotation, molecular function: mRNA binding. NCBI's taxonomy places the organism in Eukaryota, Viridiplantae, Streptophyta, Magnoliopsida, Malpighiales, Salicaceae. Bases 98 to 844 code for a protein of 248 amino acids. The transcript has 6 exons. The record is from RefSeq and is a predicted model, not a curated record.